Messenger RNA from Fusarium coffeatum, 780 nucleotides. RefSeq lists its product as uncharacterized. The transcript has 3 exons. Gene Ontology annotation, biological process: L-histidine biosynthetic process; L-tryptophan biosynthetic process. Gene Ontology annotation, molecular function: 1-(5-phosphoribosyl)-5-[(5-phosphoribosylamino)methylideneamino]imidazole-4-carboxamide isomerase activity. The record is from RefSeq and is a predicted model, not a curated record. Gene Ontology annotation, cellular component: cytoplasm. NCBI's taxonomy places the organism in Eukaryota, Fungi, Ascomycota, Sordariomycetes, Hypocreales, Nectriaceae. Bases 1 to 780 code for a protein of 259 amino acids.
AUGACAAGAUUUCGACCCUGCAUUGACCUCCACGCUGGCCAGGUUAAGCAGAUCGUCGGAGGUACCCUUGACAGUACUUCUGCCGCUCUGCAAACAAACUAUGUCUCUCAACACCCCCCUGCUCACUUCGCUCAGCUCUACCGGGACAAUGAGCUUCAUGGUGCCCAUGUUAUUAUGCUAGGACCCGGCAACGACGGACCAGCUAAAGAGGCUCUGCAAGCAUGGCCUGGGGGUCUCCAAGUCGGAGGCGGCAUCAACGAUAAGAACGCAAAAGAAUGGAUGGAUGCGGGAGCCGAGAAGGUCAUUAUUACCUCGUACCUAUUUCCGGAGGGCAAAUUUAGUCAGGAAAGACUCGAUGCGGUGUUGGAAACUCUUGGUGGUGAUAAGAACAAGCUUGUCAUUGACCUCAGUUGCCGUCGUCGUGGAGAGGACUCUUGGUUUGUGGCCAUGAACAAAUGGCAGACAAUCACGGACAUGGAAGUCAACCAAGAAUCUAUCAAAAUAUUGGAGCCUUACUGUUCCGAGUUCUUGAUCCAUGCCGCAGACAACGAGGGUCUUCAGAAGGGAGUCGAUGAGAAGCUAGUGGAACGACUUUCCCAAUGGUGUUCUAUCCCAGUCACUUAUGCAGGGGGUGGUAGACAUCUUGAAGACUUGGAAAAUGUAAAGAGGCUCAGCAACGGCAAGGUGGAUCUGACUAUCGGAAGCGCCUUGGAUUGUUUUGGAGGUUCGGGUGUCAAGUUUGACGAUUGCGUCGCUUGGAACAAGAAGCAAAACAACUAG